AGACGGAGAGAGAGAGAGAGAGAGAGAGAAAGAGCGAGAGAGCGAGAGAGCGAGAGAGAGAUCUCAAAUCAGUCGUCUCUUCCUCGUUCACCUUUGAAACACAUCACUGCAGUGCUGGGGUGUUGCAGCCUCGCUGACGCGCGCAUCAGAAUAACUCGAUGCACCAUUGCACCUGUUCUCGAGGUUGCACAUCACAGGAAGUUGAUGUGCAAAACCGACACGUACAUCGAGCUUCCGAUGUAGCAUAAAUUACGACGAUUUGAUUAGAAUUACGCUAGGGGAAAAACACAGCGGAAGAGACCAGACAGCUGUCAUACAUCGCUUUGUUGUCGGAAUUCAGUGGAGGGUGCAGCACUAAAGGCUUGGAGCUUGUGGCCAGCACUAAACACAGAGCCAUGAUGAAGUGUACCUGACUAAAUGAACCAGACCAGGUUUCGCUUGGAACAUCGGUCAAUCCACAGGCCUCUAUCAUUAAUAAUGAGAGCAGUCUUGUAUGAUAGAACUCAAUAUGGCUAAGAAGAUAUUCAGAUCCUGUCUUGAGCCUGUAUGCCUAUUUUUUUAUUCAAAAGGUUUCAUUUAGUCAAUCUGAAUAUUUUGGUGGAUGAGUAACCCUCUGAUAGAGCAUGUUUCUCUUCGUGGCUAAAACAGAAACAUUUUUGUUGGUCACUUGAGUUCCCCAAAAUCUCUAGAUUAGUGUUUUUACAGAAAUUAAGUAAUCUGGUUGAGAGACAUAAGAAGAAGCGACAAUAGGAAACUUCCACCUCAAAACAUUGGAACAUCAUGCAGUCAGACGAUCUUUUCAUCCGUAAGUUUCGUAGGCAGAGCCCACGUCCGCACCUAGCGGCAGUAAAUUUUGACUCUAAGCAAGACUGUGGUGUUGGUGUGCGUACACGAGGCAUGACAGAAUGGCCACCCAGGAAAGAAAAAGAGGAAAUGGACAAAGAGAGUGUGAUGCUCAACACUGCUGCUGGACUGAAUAUGAAAAUAGUUGGUCGUGGACAUAUAAUGCAGCGCAGCAACAGUGAUGUCACCCUUGGGGAUUUAGAUUCAACAGAUUCAACUGGGAGAAAGAUCCGAGCAGGGGGUGACAAAAUUAGCUCAGUGGGGCAGGGGGAGUCCCUCCACAGAGAAUACGGUAGCCUCUCCUCAUUAGAAAGACAGACAAAGUCUAUGAAUCUUUGUGCAAGUGAGCAGGGAGCUCUCAGUCCCAAUGCUUUGCGCUUCAAGGAUCCAUUUGUACUGCUGGGACUUCAAGAGCCAGAUGGGUUCUUUCAAGCAAACUCCGCUCCUGCAGUAGACAGUUCCAAACCAGCCAAGCCCCCCAAACCAGAGGUGCUUGGUAAGACGGCCAAAUCAUCCCCUCUGCAGGCCUGUCAGGAUUACUUCACAGGUGGUGCUUGGGUGCGCAAUUUUGCACACUAUGAUGUGCAAAGCAUCCUGUUUGACCCCACUGAGGCUGCCACCAACCGUGACAGCAUUGGCCGCAAAAAGAACAUCACAUCUGGUGCCUCAGCUGCCUCUCAGCUCCGUCCACUCACACAAUCCACACCUUCCUCACUGUCUCAGGGCGGAGGCAGCGGUGUGGGGAGUGGGGUUAGCUCAGAUGAUGUAGAGCAGUCUUUGCUGGAUGAAGGUGAUGGCAAUGAUAAUGAUCUCCUGCUCAGCUGUCCACACUUCCGGAAUGAGAUGGGUGGAGAGGAGAGUGUAGGACUAGGCCUUACAGGGGGUGGCAGAGGCAGAUGGAGAAGUCUUCAGAGCCCUAAUGAUGCCGUGUCUGUGUUAGAGGAGCCCAGGGAAAGCCACAUCCAACAGCAGGGGAAAAGCAACUACUUCAUAGAGCAUAUGGACCUGGGGGCUCGUUACUAUCACAAGUACUUUUACAUGAAAGACCAUCAAAAUUUCUUUGGCGUGGAUGAGCGUUUGGGGCCAGUGGCUGUCAGUUUUCGCAGGGAAGAAAAAGAGGGAUCCAGUGGGUCCCAGUACAACUACAGAAUAAUUUUCAGGACCACAGAACUGAAGACAUUGCGUGGUUCUAUUCUGGAGGAGUCUGUUCCCACUGCAGCACGCCACACAACACCGCGUGGCCUUUCACCCAAGAGACUGCUAGAAUUCAUUUUGCCUGAUUUUAACCUACAUUGUCUUAGACUGGCUUCCACAUCCCCUAAAGUCCGAGAUACACUCCUCAAACUGGAUGAGCAAGGGCUAAAUUUCCAGCGUAAAAUAGGGAUUAUGUACUGCCGAGCAGGGCAGAGUACUGAAGAGGACAUGUAUAACAAUGAGAGUGCUGGCCCAGCGUUUGAUGAGUUUCUGGACCUUCUAGGCGACAGAGUGAGACUGAAAGGUUGGGAGAAAUACAGAGCUCAACUGGACACCAAAACGGACUCCACUGGUACACACUCUCUGUAUACUUGCUACAAGGAUUACGAAAUUAUGUUUCAUGUCUCUACCAUGCUUCCAUACACACCCAAUAAUACACAACAGUUACUGAGGAAGAGGCACAUAGGAAAUGAUAUAGUCACAAUAGUCUUCCAAGAACCAGGCGCCUUGCCGUUUACCCCAAAAUCCAUCCGUUCUCACUUCCAGCAUGUUUUUAUCAUCGUCCAAGUGCAUGAGCCUUGCACUGACAAUACCUACUACAGAGUUGCUGUAACCCGUUCCAAGGACAUUCCUCUCUUUGGUCCCCUCUUCCCUAAACGCGCCCACUUUCCACGUUCUCCUGCCUUCCGUGACUUUAUCCUUGCCAAAGCCAUUGAUGCAGAAAACGCAGCUGAGAAAUCGGAGAAAUUCCGCUCUAUGGCCACACGUACACGGCAAGAGUAUCUGAAAGACCUCGCAGAAAACUAUGUCACCACCACUCCCAUUGAUUCUUCCACCAAAUUCCCCCUGCUGUCCCUGGGUGGAAAACGUAAAGAAAAGUUGAAGGGCGCUAAAGGGGCAGAGCUUCAUAGCGCAGGGGCUUUAGUGUGGGCUGUCACAGCCAUUCAGGGUGGUAAGUGCAACGGACUUAGCCUGCCCUGCUUGCUGGGCGUGUCAGCAGAGUCAGUGGUGCUCAUUGAGCGGUCAACACGAAGGGUAGUUUUCAACUGCAGCUGUCGUGAUGUGAUUGGCUGGAAGGCAGUGACUGAAUCAGGAGAUCAGGGUGGACCUUCCCUGGACAUUUUCUAUGAGAGGGGUGAGGUGGUAACUGUGAAAGUGCCAGAUGUCCAGGUGGAGGAUAUUAAGGAGGUGGUCCAAAGAUUGGAGCUGGUAACAAGAGGCUGUGAGGCACGUGAAAUCACCCCCUUGCGAGACGGAGUAGGCCAGCCUGGCUUCAUGAUGAGCGAAGAAGGCUUUGUGACAGAGCUCAAGCGGUUUGGAUAUGCCGAGAGCGGGGGUCUGCAGUUGGGAGCUCGUGUAGUUCGUCUCUGUGGCCAGGUCCUCAUACAUCUAAGCCAGGAAGAGAGAAGUAGACUCCUUCGCACUGCACAAAAGGUCCACAUCACUGUCAUACCUCCAGACGAGAAUGGGAAACCACGCAGGAGUUUCUCAGAGCUCUACCAGAAAGCCAUUCAGGACGCAGCGGGCAAGUCUGGAGAGGGACAGUCAGGUGAGGCCUGGGUCCUGGAUGAGAGAGGAGAGAAUGGUGAUGAAGGGGAAAAAGAAGAGACGAAAGAGAACGAAAAUAAAAUAUCAGACAGUGAAACUGAAAUUCACAAGAAGCAGCCACUUGGAGAAGAGAUGGGAAUUCCAGGGCCCAGGGAUUCAGAAUUGUUCCUCUCUCCACCCAGCUUGCCUCUUUUGCGGGCAACAUCCCUACAGGACAGCAUACAAAGUCAGAUUCCUGAGAUCAUCCCCAUCUCUAUCACACGAAGCUGCUCACUAGAAAGACACUCCACAUGCCAGGAUAUUCUUGAAGGGCAUGUAUAUGAUAAUGUGGGGCAGAAAGGAAACAAGCACAUCUAUGAAAACCCUGGAGAGCUUAGGGAUGCAACCCCUGACCUCAUACUGGCAGUCAAACCAAAAGUGUCUCGGGAGCAGGGGGAAGAGUGUGGACCUGACCAGGAGAUUGAAGAACAACCAUCAGUAAGUGAUGAGACCCUUCGAACUGCCAGCAUGGAAAGAGCAGAAAGAAACUCCAGAGCUCUGAGCCUCCAUAACUCCAUCACCAAAAUUCUCUCAGAGACUACGGAUUCAUCUGAGGCAGAGUGGCAGUCUAUUUCUAAUCUAGCCAGUGCCUGUCAAAACAUUCUGGAAGCUCUUUCUCGAGAAGACUGGAAGGCAGGCGAUGGCACACCAGAGAGUACAACGCAGACUGAAAAUGGGCUUAAAGACAUAAAGGACAGCGACUCGCCCGGCCACCUUGAGGAGAAGGUGUCCCAGUUAGAGGACAUGUUGAAACGACUACAAGAUGACCUCCAAAAGGAGAAGGAGGACAAGGUGUUGCUGCAAGCAGAGGUGCAGAGUCUCAGGCAGAACAACCAGCGGUUGCAGGAAGAGUCCCAGAGCACUGUGGCACGUCUCAUCAAAGUCACAGAGCUACUCUGCAAUGUCAACAAGCCGUGCUAGCAGAGAAGAGUAAUCCAUGGCAGCAAGACCUACAUUCAAGUAAACAUCGGAAGACUAAUGCAAAUGUUAUGCAUCAAACCUAACAACAACAUUGGCAAGCCCUAUGAAUAAUAUGAUCAGUAUAUCUUAAUUUGUAUAUAAUUUAAACCAGAAACAUUUCUCUUUUAGCAUCUUUGUGGCACCAAAGCCCUUUAGAAUAUGUUUAGUUUAGCUGCCUAUGUAAAACAGGGGAUAGUAGGAUUUGGUUACUUUUUGUGUGCAUAGCUAAAAAAGCAACCAUUUGUUAAUUUCCAAGUUUGACUCAAGUUGCUCUGAUUGAUAGUGUACCUUUUUGUAACGAUAGUGUACCUCUCUGGUACGUACUAGUAGGGCAACAAGUUUGGGGACUAAAGGGGUACCAAACAUUAUUUUCCGUAUAACUUUUGAAAUAAUACGCAAUACAACUGGAUAAAUUACAUAGUCAGUUUCAUAUAAUUUAAAUUCAAAUGACUUGUAAAGCCAGUUUGAUUUAACUUUUUAAAGUUAAAGCUAAAGUUUUUAACUUGAAUUUUUUGUUGCAUACUAUUCAUAGGUUCACUAUUGUCACAAAUCAGUUUACUUAUGCUGUAAUUUGUUGGCUAUAGUCAUAAGUAUUGCCGAAUUUUCUGCAAGAGAAUGUGAGAUGUUUGUGAUUGUUAAUAAUGGAAAAAUUGUCUUUGAAAAUGUAACAUUGUUCUUUUGUUUCACACAUGAGGGAUGCCUGAUUUAGUGUUUAGAAGUGUUUGAGAGAUAAGCCAGAUGUGUGUUCUUUGUUUAGACACAAAUUGAGUAUUACUUACUGUAUUGCAAGAUGUCUUUUUUCUAUCUAUUGCACCACAAUGUAUAAUAAUUACUCCAAUGUGAUCCUUAAAGGUUCACUGAUAAUGACAAAAAAAUGUGAAAAAAUGUGAAAUGUGAAAAAUUUGGUACGAUAUACAGUAUAAACCUAAAACUGCAUUUUACAAACACAAGGAAAGCAAAGCAAAAUGUUAAAUAAUCUUAUUUAGCGAUACUGUAUGUUGUGUUUUUACCUUAAAAUGUUUAAUUUAAUUUUAGAGUUACUGUGAUAACUUGUUACCAGCAGAUUCUGAUGUAUUAUUAAAAUAUAAAUCUAUAUCUUUAUCACUCUCUGUAAAGAAAUGUGGAGUCAAAAUAAGUGUUACUGUAAUGUCUGUAAAUUUACAUCCAGGUGGCUUGAUGAAUUAACAGCAGCAAUGCUAUUUUAUUGCAGCAGACAGAAAGUCAAGGAGACUGAUGCAGGUUUUAUGCAAUGCAUUUUUCCGGGUGAACAUAGUAAAAUAGCUCCCUUAAAGGUUUGUCUGCUGUUCAUUCGUCUGCGAGACAGUGUUGUAGACUGUAGGAAGUUGUGAAAGCAUGUUAGUAAACAAAACAAUGUCCAUCUCUGUGUAUUCAUGAAAAUGUAGUACUGUUACUUAUAAAACAUCUAGAUGCCAUUAUAGUAGAUAUAUUUUAACUUGAAAUGUGAACAAAGACAAGACAUUAGGCCAGGACAUGUUCUUCCCUACUGGAAUAAUAACAACUUCUGAUGGCUUUUAAAUAUUAUAUUUUUCUCUGGGUUUGUGAAAGAAAUGAAAAUAAUUGGAAACUAACAGACAGAGGACUUACACAGAUGGCUACUUUGUGUUACAUGUUUCCAUCAUGUUGUCUGUAGUUUACUACUCAGUUUAUGUUAGCUAAUGCAUUUACUAAUAAUAACAAAUACAACGUUAUUGAAAAGUGUUACCAAGAUCUUUUAUUAUUAUGUGUGGGUCAGGGGUGUGGGCGCAAGUUUCGUCAUUACCAGCAAUGCUCAACAAUUCAGGUGUUUCCCAGAACCGUUGUUCCAAUACAUUUUUGCAAUGUGCUAGCUUGUGUUAUUGAAACUACAGCCCGGGACCUGUGGUUCGAAGCAUGUAGUUUUCAAUAUCAUUAAUUUGGCUGCUGCUUGGGUGUCUUCAUCUUUUCAGAGUGGUAUGUCUUAUGAAAAGUAAUAGGAAAAAGUAAUAGGACACUCUUAUGUCCUAUUACUUUUGAAGACUUCACCAUUCACUUUCAAAUAUUUGGAUAAUGUUAGUUGUGUUGCUUAAAAACUAAAAAAAAAGUGAAAGUGACCUAUUAGUCAGAUAUGGAGAUCCAUACCCGAAAUGUGACCUUAAUAUAACAGUAUUUCUACAAUACAAUAAUAAAUUUCAAAAGUUAUCUUUACUAUACACUCACACCAGUGCAGCAAGGUAACGUGUCAUAUAUGUAAUGUCAAAAAUGCAAAUGGAUCAUUCUUACAGAACCAUUGAAAAACGCUGGCAGUAAUGAUUCUAAAUAUAAAGAGUUUUAGGUAAAAACUGUAAAAACUGAACAGAGAAAAA
Triplophysa rosa is the source of this 6926-nucleotide messenger RNA. Its product is annotated as signal-induced proliferation-associated protein 1. Bases 781 to 4545 code for a protein of 1254 amino acids. The transcript is spliced from 16 exons. Gene Ontology annotation, cellular component: Golgi apparatus; cytoplasm; plasma membrane. The record is from RefSeq and is a predicted model, not a curated record. Gene Ontology annotation, molecular function: protein binding; GTPase activator activity. Lineage: Eukaryota; Metazoa; Chordata; Actinopteri; Cypriniformes; Nemacheilidae. Gene Ontology annotation, biological process: epithelial cell morphogenesis; establishment of epithelial cell polarity; activation of GTPase activity.